This is a messenger RNA of Spirometra erinaceieuropaei, 6556 nucleotides long. The record is from the annotation of a GenBank genome assembly. Lineage: Eukaryota; Metazoa; Platyhelminthes; Cestoda; Diphyllobothriidea; Diphyllobothriidae.
AUGACCGCAGUAGCACCAGCUCCCAAAGCCCUGCCUUCUAUGGAACCCACAACACCCCCUACACCUAAACAAAGACCCACCCUCCUCAGUUUGGCCAUGAAGCGACGCCAGGCCCUGGAAGAAGCUAAUCCGCUUGACCUUAUCAGAGAACGCAUCCUUAUGCAACGUCAACAGACCGCGGAAUCUGAAAACCACACGCCCACGUCCCUCAAUACCCCCAAAACUCCGCAGACACCCCAGGUCGCCUCUGAGAAUCCCCCUCCUACAUCUCCUUCCCCAGCUCCCGAGCCCGCAGAGAGUAAGAUCCAAGAACCGGGUAAUGAGGAAAACCUAAUUGACAUGUAACUUUUUUCAAAAAUAUAUUACUGCAAAUAGACCGUUUUCUACGUUUUCUCCCCCACCAGUAAAUAUCUUUCACUAAAGUUAAUGUCUCGAAGGUAAAGUGGGUGGCUUGCCAACUAGUUUGACUGUGUUACCCGAAGAUAUCGAUUUUUGUAGGCCACGUGAGUGGCGGAAGAGAGGACCUUCAAAUGAUAGACGUCGCGCGUUAAUUCUGCACGCUGACAUGUCUGUGAACGCUAAGAAUGACAGAAAGAACUGAAUUCCACAGCAUUUGUCCUGUUUUGGGAACUGAAAACCAAAGAGCCAAGGCUGAGACGUCCGGGCGGUACAAAAUGCAGGCCGACAAAAAUGAUCCGAAUGAUGUUGUGCCAUCGAACACUAACGCAAAAGACCACAACUCAGGCGAUAAACUGAAAUUGCUCUUUCGCGACAGACAUGGAACUAAGUCUCUCUCAGAACAGAAAGUUAACGACUGGCUCUACAAAAACCGGUCUUUCUAUGACAGUGUGCCUAAGGACUUGACCGAAAUCCCCGACGCUAUUUGGGCUCCUCAGGAAGGUUCAAGAGUUACGGCCUACGCCAGCCCUGGAGCGGCUGAUCUCACCGGCAAUAAUACAAGACUCGUAAACGAAGGAGCCAACGGGAGCUCUCAACUGUUUCCCCAUGGGGAAAAGGUGGUCAAAAAAGCAAAACAACGACGUCCGAAUGCUCAUCACUCCAGUGACACGGUUCGCAGAGCCUUAGUCACCGCAGUGACUUCAGACAAAAUUAGUAAACCAGAGGGGUCUCGAAUCAAGCCCAGAAGGUCCGCUAGCACAAAACGCGUCCGCAGCUUUCCUUUGGGAGGGAAACAGGGCAAACGCCACCGGUCCUCCAGCAAUCGACCUCAGACCAUGGUGAGUGGGUCCCAGCCUCCCUAUUUUUUUCAACCGCCCUACGAGAAGGUGCCCUAUUUAUCGGAUGUGAGGAUGCUAAGUCAACUAGGUCUGCUACCGAAAAAUCAAAUUAAUGUGCUGACUAAUGCAAUAGGUCGGGUGACCAAGGAGUUUAACUCUCCACGGACCUCAGUCAUGUCUGUAUCUCCGCGAAAGAUAGGUCCAAUUUCAGACCGAUCGUUAAGAAUUCAGGAUCACUGAUGCGUUCCUCGAUCGCCUAUCUUAUCAUUUUAUACCGUUCCUUGGUUUCCACACAGCUCCUCCUCUUUUUAUUGUGAUGUGAGCUUGCGUCACAAUUGCAAAGUAAAGCUGUUCCGAGCAACCGUACCUUUUGCUUACAGUUAAAUGAAAGAUUUCGUACAGCAGGCGAAAAUGGGAUACACGGAGCCAGCAAACCCACCGAGCAGGGUAUUAGGACGUCACGAAUGCAUUCUGUUUGUAAGCUAGGGCGCGCAUUACUGGUCUUUAAACCUUCACGAGCAAUUUUUGGCAUUUAUAUGUAGAAGAAAUACGCAGAAUUGAGAAGCUCGGUUGCCCUCUGACAAGUUGGUUUUAUCUGCACUACCACUUAAGUCUUUCCUCAUCUUCAUCGAACAGAAAUCUGGGUCGCAGCGUCUUUGAGCUUGACGCUAACAUUUAAAAAUAAGCGUAUCCAACUGUCUUUGUGCGGCACGAAACCAAGCCCACCAAAGGCCUACCAGCGCAGUAGGUCAAUAAGUGAGUGCAACCCUAACUCCUCAUAUGACAGUUUGUGACGCAUACCAUGCGUAAACAGAGAAAUCUCAAUGCCACAUGUACGCUCAGCUGAGCCCACUCAUGAAUGACGACGAUAUCGUCUUGAGUGACUCUGAAAAGUGGUGCCAAACAUUGGCAAACAGAAGGAAUUAGUCAGUUAAAUAUGAAUGCUCAGGCCCGCACGCGAUCUGUCAAGAUCAGCACAGAACAUCCACCUAGGCCACGGUAAAACUUUGCUAAACGUCAGCAGUACACUAAUCAGCCCUGUCAGUAAUGAGAUCAGCAUUAAAUUCAGGUGACUAAACCGACCCCAUUAAUUUUUUCACAAAACUGGCAAAAUGUUUACAAUUUUUUACUGGGGAAGUAAAAUAAGGUGGGGAAGAGAUAGAAUGAUAACAGUCAAGUAUACAACCCAGAAGAGAUGUAGACGGAUACAUAAGUUGGACCAUAAAUUUUCGUCAGUGAGGGGCAACCACGCAUGAAUAUUAUACGACCACCUGAAAUCCUGUUGCUUUUGGUGGCAAUUCCGAGGAAUAGCCUUGGCAAGGAUGACCUUUCUGUCAGACCGUCUCUUCGUAAUGGGCACCAGAGCGGUGGGGUGUCUGGCUCGGCGCGUAAGUAGUCCUCCAAUUUGGUCAGCUUAUUAUUUUCAAAAAGGAUUCCUGCCAGGCUCUGUUAAGACAGAAUUCCGACAAAAUUUCAAAGCUUUUUAGGUAAAAAUUCCUUGAUAAGUGACAGCGCGUUUCUGCUUAAAAAAACGCCACCAUGGUACUGUAAGUGUCUGAGUAAUGUAAGAACCAAGAACAUCCAGCGUUAUUGCACAUUUUGAUGGCAAAAGCAUACGAGUGGAUUCUUCCGAAGAAGUUUCCUUUUGUGAGCUCCUUCCGGAAAUUUGUAGAAAGAUUUAUUCGCUGGCGACUUAGGAUGAAUUUUGAAUCCAGCUGAAGACUGUGACUAGCUAAGAGACUAAAAAGACCCCAAAAUGCCGAACACCGGUCAGCCAUGCCUUUCCACAAGUGUUCAUGUAAAUACCAUGAACGUAUAUCCCCAGGAUUACGGUCAGGCAAGAACUUCUUUCAUAUGAAACAAAGUAGGCAUAAUUCAGCCUAUUAAAAUAAGCCAAAUCUCAUAUAUGGUUGGGGUACGAAGUACUGCAGUUCUUAGGCUUUAGGGUAGGAAUUUCCAGUUUUUUUCGGAUUUUCCUAUCGAACAUUUUUCAAAAACGAUUUAUUUCCUUUUCUAAUACGCUUUGGCAAAUUUACUUUUACCGCUAAGUUCACAAGCAUCGGAAUUUUCAUUUAAUUUCUCAGACUGAUCAUGUAAGGAUUUCGACUUGUCCACUGUUUGCCUCGCGGAUCGACAACUUGUGUGCCGCCUAAGCAGUUUAAUACACGGAGAAGAUGAACAAACCAGCAUAGUCACUAAUGACUCCCAGAUUUCAAGGGAAACUGGAGGGAUGCUGGAAAAAUCGAGGGUCGUAACUUGAAGUGCAACACACAGCUUAGAGGGGGAGGUCGCUAUGAGACAUUUUAUCCGAAUACAUUGACGCGUGAUAUCGCGCAACACUCGACAACCACUUUUGCUGACCCAGGGGCGACAUCAAAUUUACACUGUUCGGGAGUUCGAUCUCAAAGAGUGGCAGGUGGUAAACACGAGACUUCGUUCUGGGACUUGACUUCACAAUUCUCCGGGUUUUUCCAUUUAAGCCGUUUGGAUACAGGAGAUAUGGGUUCCUGCACUGGAAAGUGCCGUACGCUUAAUUCCAAGGAUGCCUCUUCCCGUGUCCUAAAUAUAACCUUAAUCCUAACAUUAACACCAACUCUAACCCCCAUGAGAUUUAGCGCAUGGUCACAUGUAAUACUUGAGCGUCCAAUUGCCUUUGCCUUACCUAUAAAUUUACUGACUUUUGAUUAACGAUUCGACCGUUGGGUCCGACGACGUCCACCGUGUGCUCCACAGCAAGAUGAAGCAGGCACGGCGACUUGCAUGCGACUUAGCUUAUAGUGAACGUAGACUUUCACAGCAUCUACCGCGCUCUCUCCUCCCCUACCCGGUGUCAAGAUGAAGUCAAGAAGACCGGAGGUGAGGGAUGGCGCAGGCAGAUGGCGCAGCCGAACCCGCACCUUGGCAAUCCACUACAUACCCCUGGUCAACAACAAACACUUGGUCAGGAUUUCGACCAAUAACAACAGCAUUGAAAUGGACCCGAAAGAUGAGAAUGACUGGGUAGCCAUGCUCACGACCUGUAUGCACAGCGGGAGUGCAAACGCAUCUACCGGCAGGCAAUCAGAGGUCAGAGAACUGCCAGCACACACUAGACUGCGAGGACCAUACUUUGACUUUUGACUACAAACACACACACAUUACAGUUCAGCCAUCGCAUCCGGCGAUGUCCACCGUGUGCUCCACAGCAGGGUGACAGCAGGGACGGUGACUUGCGCAUGAGUUAGUUUAGGGUGAUGGCAGACUUGCAUUGCAUCUACCGCGCGCUCUCAUCCUCCCCCGCCUGGAUCCGAUGUCAAAAGAGAGUAAAGAAUACCGGAGGCGGGGGAGGGUGCGGGUGGCUGGCACGGCGAAAACCCGCACCUGUUUCCCUAAUUCCCAAAUCAUUUUAAACCCAAACUGCCGUUAAACUUGCAUUCAGGGUUUCCAAACUACAUGCUGUAUAUUUUCCGCGUACAGGAAAGCAUACCUCCCUAUAUGCUAUUAAGAGGAGACCAUAUGGGGUUCCUAAAACUUAACAGGGUAUUUGAGCCACAUUGUAGACUUUACAAACAACAUUGGUAAAUAUAGAGACACGAUGGCUUAGGGACGGGCACUUCAGGGCCUUCAAAAAUCUCAUAAUUGGCAAUUUCUUAAAACCAAAUUAUACCCUUCCUUCAAGUACAAAAUCUGAUGAAGACACAAUUUUCUAUCAAGUAAGAGGAAGAGUAAAUAUUUUGAGCGUGUUUUCUAUGAAAUAUAUUUUAAUUUAUAAGGAUAUCAAAAAUCGAUGAGAAAAAUUCAUAUUACAUAAAUAAUCAUUCUUUACAGAGUGUAGUCUUUGUAGGCGGCCGGAUGGAAGUUCGCCUAAAAAAACGACAUCCCAAAGUAACUGAAAUAUCUGGGGAUUGUGCCGCAUGGUAAUUAAUAUUAAAAUCCUAUCUAAUUGUCUUUUCGAAUCGAAAACGCAAUUCAGAAUUUCGGUUAACACUUUAAGAGUUAGCACAUCUACUGUAGGCGUACCACUACACCCCUUGAUCCUCUGAUCCAGCCAAAAACUCGAGGCAGUAUACGUAAGACAAGAGAGGCGAAAACACCUGGAUUUCAUCACAACCGAUGUGCCACAUUUGCUUUGAGGGGCUUUGGUGACAAAGGCAAGAAAAUUGGUGUGACUUUUUCUGACUUGUUUACGUUGCCAGCGCAACCGAGGUAGGAGCCCCAGCCCUCAGACGACGUCACCAACAUUGAAACAUUGAUUUACGUUAUGUUGGCCGACUUUGGGAAUAUUCAGUUAUACAGAAUUCGCGUAGGCCGAACUAUCCUAAUUACUUCUCAAGCCAUUAAACUGCUUGUACCUUUCCUCACGGUAUUCAGAAGGGAAGAGGAAAGUCCCCCCGAGAGAGCAAUGACAACUGCCUGAGUGUACAUGUUUUUCCGUAGAAGAAACUCGCUGCUCAUCAGAGAUAGGAAAAGCCACUGCUACCCGGGCGGGUCUUGAAAAAGGUAAGAUACAGGAGAAGGAACCCCCAUGGUAAUACAGGUGGUCUUGGUCAAAAUUCCACGAAGGGUAAUUAUUUCCGUGUCCUAACUCUGACUCUGGCCUCAACCAUAACCAUAAACUCCGACUUAAAUCCAACCUUAACCUUAACUCUGCCUCUACCUUAGCUACGGCCCUAAACUUAUUCUAACACUAACAUUAGCCUUGACACUAAACUAGAUAUUUUUGGAAAUUAAUGCAAGGUCCCGGAAUAGGGGAAUUCCUAUUCCCGUGUUUGCCUUAAAGCAUUUUUAAAAUAAGAAAAUCACAGUAUCAGCAGAAGAAUUUUAGCUCUGGGUUUCUUCCUAUAUCGUGCUCUAGUUUUAGUUUGGCUGACAAAAUCUCACCUUCAGCGACCAAAUCAUGCUUAAAAUCCAGGAAAGGCGAAGCUGCAUUUGAUCCUACGAGGUGGGCAUUAUGGUUCAACAGCCAUUUGCUAUGAAAACAAAGUUACUCAUCAGAGUGAACGCUUUGCUCGACAAAAAAUUUUAGGAAGUGACAGAGGCGUUGGGUGAAAUUAAACCAAAUUUUUUUCGGUAUGCUGCAGGAAAUGCCCACUUAUAUUUGCCAAGACAAAAUGUUACUGCUUACUUUACAAAACGUCCAACAGUAUUUACAAAAACAGUCUGUUGUAGGGCAGAAGGAGCGUUUCGAUUGGAAGUCGCCUCGUGCCAGGAUGCCAGCUCUUCCCAUGCUCGACCAAGGCCGCACCCUGUCAGCUAAUAGCCCUAAGAAAUGGCACAUACACAGCCGAGGAGGAUGUUAUGCGUCGGCUGAAGAGGGGAAGUUUCCGAAAGCUCUUUGA